AUGGUGGUGAUGAAGGUGAAGUUCCCCUUCGAGAAGAGGGUGCGGCUCGCCCAGGGGCUCUGGCUGCUGUCCUGGAUGGCCUGCAUCUGCUCCUCCAUAACCUUCACCCUGGGCUGCUUCCUCAAGACAGAGCUGCACCGGAGAAGCGAGGUGAUGGACAACACAAACAUCCACGCCGUUCCCAACACAUUGAUGGUGGUGGGUCUGGCCUGCCUGGGCAUCAACUACUUCGCUGGGCGUAUCUGCCUGGACGCCCUGGAGCCCGCACGCUUCCCGCGCUGGAAGGGCUUCAUGAUGCCCUAUUUCGCCAUCUCCCUCUUCUUCGCCUUCCUCAUGUUGAUGUCUGUGAUCCUGAGCUACGUCAUGAAGGGCAGCCUGGAGUCCUCGCUGAAGAUCGGUCUGAAGAACGGCAUCCGCUUCUACAGGGACACGGACACGCCCGGCCGCUGCUUCCAGAAGCAGACCAUCGACAGGCUCCAGAUGGAGUUCCACUGCUGCGGCAACAACGACUUCAGGGAUUGGUUCGAGGUGCAGUGGAUCAGCAACCGUUACCUGGACUUCAGCUCAAAGGAUGUUAAGGACCGGAUCAAAAGCAACGUGGAUGGGCGGUACCUGGUGGAUGGGGUCCCCUUCAGCUGCUGUAACCCAAGCUCCCCACGGCCCUGCAUCCAGUACCAGCUCACCAACAACUCCCUCCAUUACAACUAUGAUUACCAGACCGAGGAGCUCAACAUCCACAUCCGCGGCUGUCGGGAGGCACUGGUCAAAUACUACAUGGGCAUGAUGAACAGCAUCGGUGCUGGGGUGUUUUCCAUCUUCCUGGUCCAGAUGUCGGUAAUAGUGAGCGUGCGCUACCUGCAAACAUCCAUGGAAGCUGUGGCAGGGCAGGAGAACACCGAAAUCGAGACAGAAGGGUACCUGCUGGAGAGGCCGCUGGAGGAAACGGUGAAUGAGCUGAAGGAGACUGUGAUGAAGUUCCUCCAGCUCAAUCAGGUACAAGCGGUAGAAGGGGAGCAGAAAGCCGAGGAAGGGGAGAAGCCCGGCACAUCGGGGAGCUAA
Molecule: messenger RNA, 1059 nt
Organism: Megalops cyprinoides (Indo-Pacific tarpon)
Lineage: Eukaryota; Metazoa; Chordata; Actinopteri; Elopiformes; Megalopidae
Product: peripherin-2-like
Exons: 4
Coding region: 1-1059 (352 amino acids)
Biological process (GO): visual perception
Cellular component (GO): membrane
Source: RefSeq, a predicted model, not a curated record